Lolium rigidum is the source of this 3875-nucleotide messenger RNA. Its product is annotated as phospholipid-transporting ATPase 2-like. Gene Ontology annotation, biological process: phospholipid translocation. Gene Ontology annotation, molecular function: magnesium ion binding; ATP hydrolysis activity; ATP binding. Gene Ontology annotation, cellular component: plasma membrane. The coding region runs from base 318 to 3626 and encodes 1102 amino acids. The transcript is spliced from 24 exons. NCBI's taxonomy places the organism in Eukaryota, Viridiplantae, Streptophyta, Magnoliopsida, Poales, Poaceae. The record is from RefSeq and is a predicted model, not a curated record.
AUAUGCUGUUUUCCUUCCUUACUCUUCCUUGGGUCGCCGUCUUCCUCUAGACUCUAGAGACUCCGGUUAGAGAACCAACGGCAACUUCACCGGGAGCCAAAGCACCCGAUUCCUCUGCAGCUUCACCCUCCUCGUUGACCACCCCUCAUCUCGGCCACCGCUCAAAGUCCUCUUCACUAAGGUGCGGCGAUCCCCUAGAACGCCGGCUUGAAGACGGAACCCCCCAUCGCCGCCGCCGCCGCCGAGGACCGGACGACGGCGUGCGCGGGCAGGUGAAGUGGAAUGCGACGUGUGAGUGACCAAGGUGCACUGCAAAUAUGAAACGUUUUGUCUAUUUCAACGAUGAGUCCAGCCGGGAUUUCUACCGUGACAAUCGGAUCUCCAAUACCAAAUACACAUUCUGGAAUUUUAUCCCCAAGAACCUAUGUGAGCAAUUCAGGCGUGUCAUGAAUCAGUAUUUUCUGCUAAUCGCUUGCCUUCAGUUGUGGUCAACUAUUACCCCUGUAAGUCCUGCAACUACAUGGGGUCCACUUGCCAUAAUCUUCAUUGUUUCUGCUUCAAAAGAGGCUUGGGAUGAUUACAAUAGAUAUCUUUCAGACAAGAAAGCAAAUGAAAGGAGAAUCUGGGUGGUAAAGGAUGGCGUCCGUAGACAGGUAAAAGCACAGGAGAUACAUGUCGGAAAUAUAGUGUGGCUCCAUGAGAAUGAUGAGAUUCCAUGUGAUCUUGUUCUUAUUGGAACUUCUGAUCCUCAAGGCAUCUGUUAUGUUGAGACUGCUGCUUUAGAUGGUGAAACUGAUUUGAAAACACGAAUUAUUCCUUCAAUUUGUGCUAACCUGUCACCAGAGCAAUUGGGAAAAAUCAAGGGUGUAGUUGAGUGCCCUAACCCAGAUAAUGACAUAAGAAGAUUCGAUGCUAACAUGCGCUUGUUCCCUCCUACCACUGAUAAUGAAAAAUGUCCCUUAACUAUCAGUAAUACUCUUCUUCAGUCAUGUUACUUACGGUACUCAGAAUGGGCAUGUGGAGUUGCAGUAUACACAGGCAAUGAAACCAAGUCAGGAAUGAGCAGAGGAACUGCUGAGCCAAAACUUACUUCUGCUGAUUCAAUGAUUGACAAACUGACAGUUGCAAUAUUUGUUUUCCAAAUUGUUGUCGUUCUUGUGCUGGGUUUGGCUGGCAAUAUCUGGAAGAACAGUCAUGGUCGCAAGCAAUGGUAUCUGAUGUAUCCUCCGGAAGGACCAUGGUAUGAGUUCUUGGUUAUCCCAUUGCGCUUUGAACUAUUGUGUUCGAUAAUGAUUCCUAUUUCGAUAAAGGUUACUCUUGAUUUGGCUAAAAGUGUAUAUGCAAAGUUUAUUGAUUGCGAUGAUCAAAUGUUUGAUUGGGAAACAAGUACGCCUGCUCACUCAGCUAACACAGCUAUUAGCGAAGAUCUUGGUCAGGUUGAAUAUAUAUUAAGCGACAAAACUGGGACAUUGACGGAGAAUAAGAUGAUCUUCCGAAGAUGUUGCAUAAGUGAUACUCUAUAUGGAGACAACAAUGGAGAUGCUUUAAAAGAUGUUGGACUUCUAAAUGCUGUCUCAAGUAAUGAUCCUAAUGUAGUGAAAUUUCUGAUGGUGAUGGCUCUUUGCAAUACAGUUGUUCCUAUCAAAAGGCAAGUAUACGGCAAUUUAUUGGAGGAAAAAGCAAUUAUGAAUGUCGUUUCUAUGUGCGAUUUAUUUGUUCCUUAUACCUUUCAUAAUUUCAGCAAUGAUGGCACUAUCUCAUACAAAGCGCAAUCUCAAGAUGAGGAAGCUUUGGUCAAUGCUGCAUCAAACCUGAAUAUGGUGCUUACAAAUAAAGACAGCAGCAGUGUUGAGAUUUGUUUCAAUGGCUCUAAAUUUUACUAUGAGCUAUUGGAUGUUCUUGAGUUCACUUCUGAUCGCAAGAGAAUGUCUAUUGUGGUAAAGGAGAGCGGGAGUGGGAAGUUUCUUCUUCUCUCGAAAGGUGCUGAUGAAGCUAUUUUUCCUCGUUCCUGUCCAGGACAAGAAAUAAAGACCUAUCAAGAGGCAGUAGAAAUGUACUCUCAUUUGGGAUUGCGAACAUUAUGCUUGGGAUGGCGUGACUUAGAAGAAGGUGAAUACAAGGAGUGGUCUAAAAAAUUUCAAGAUGCCAGCUGCUCACUGGACAACAGGGAGAAUAAAAUCACCGAAGUCUGUCACAGUUUAGAGAAAGACAUUCACAUUCUUGGCAUCACUGCCAUAGAGGACCGUCUCCAGGAUGGUGUUCCUGAAACCAUUAAAUUGCUAAGGAAUGCUGGAAUAAGUGUGUGGAUGCUAACCGGUGAUAAGCAAAAUACAGCAAUUCAGAUUGGACUUCUUUGUAACCUAAUAACACCUGAGUCCAAUGGUCAAUUGUUGUCUAUCAAUGGAAAAACCGAAGAUGACAUAUUACGGAGCUUAGACAAGGCAUUGGUAGUUAUGAAGACUAGUCCGGAAAGAAAGGAUCUUGCAUUUGUUUUGGAUGGAUGUGCACUCGAAAUAAUUCUAAAGCGUUCUCUGGAGUCUUUCACUAGACUGGCCAUGCUGUCAACCACAGCAAUAUGCUGUCGAAUGACACCUCUGCAGAAAGCGCAGCUUGUUGGGAUCCUGAAGUCUUCUGGUUCUCUAACUCUAGCAAUUGGUGACGGUGGUAAUGAUGUAAGAAUGAUUCAAGAGGCUAAUGUUGGAGUAGGGAUUAGUGGUAGGGAGGGUCUGCAAGCUGCAAGAGCUGCUGAUUAUAGCAUUGGAAAGUUCAAGUUUCUCAAAAGGUUGAUACUUGUCCAUGGUCGAUAUUCAUACAACCGCACAUCAUUUAUUUCACAGUACUCCUUCUACAAGUCACUGUUGAUUUGCUUUAUACAGAUUCUGUUUUCCUUUUCGACAGGGGUUUCUGGAACUAGUCUGUUCAACUCGAUUAGCCUGAUGGCCUAUAAUGUCUUCUACACAAGUCUUCCUGUUAUGACUAUAAUUUUUGACAAGGAUAUCUCUGAAACAACAGUUCUGCAAUACCCGCAGAUUUUACUCUAUUCUCAAGCUGGGAGGCUCUUAAACCAAAGUACAUUUGCUGGAUGGUUUGGGCGAUCGCUGUACCAUGCACUUGCUGUUUUCCUAAUUACAGUUCAUGCAUAUGCUGAUGAGAAAAGUGACAUGGAGGAACUAUCCAUGGUUGCCCUCUCAGGAUGCAUUUGGUUGCAGGCCUUUGUUGUGACGCUGGAUACAAACUCAUUCACCUAUCCGCAAAUCAUCCUCGUAUGGGGAAACUUUGUGGCCUUCUACGUGAUCAACAUAAUACUCAGUGUGGUACCAAGUCUUCAGAUGCACAAUCUCAUGCUGCGCUUGUGUAAUCAACCAUCAUACUGGAUCACCAUGGCUCUGAUUGUAACCGUGGGAAUGGGUCCGGUGCUGGCUCUCAGAUACUUGAGGAAAGUGUUUUGGCCUAGUGCCAUUGAUGUCCUCCAGCAAAUUGAGCAAACCAACCGGCAUAUUGAAACCUCCAGAAAUAUGGAGUCGUCGAGCGGGAAUUAUCUCGAUCAUUUACUAACUGACUUGCGUAGGAAGAAGGGUUCUAUUCAUCAACCUUUACUUUCCGAAUCUGUAGCAUGUAGCAGAUAAUAGCAGUUUAAUCAUGGCAGGUAGCAGUCACCACGUUGUCCUUAACGGCCUACAAGUUUAAGCUUUUAGGCGAUGCAUGAGGCAAUGACGAGUCUAGGAAUUUGCACCAGCUAACAUUAGUAGGCUUUACUGAUCAAUUUUCUGUUUAUAUAGUUGCACUUAACAUGAGACUUUUGAUAUCAGGUCAACAGUUCACUUUGUAAUAAAUGGGUGGCUUAUGUUGUCCUGAUUUUUCUUACCUGAGAGCUC